AUGCUGCUGCGGCGCCUCGCGCGUGGCCCGCCUCGGCUCCUUGACACCGGUCGUACGCACAAGUAUGUGACGCAGCUGCAGUACCAAGGCUUCUCGGCGGAGCAGGCGGAGGCCGUCCUCGAUGCGUUCAAGAGCACGAUGGCCGAGAGCCUCGAGAUGCAGCAGACUGGGCUCGCGACCAAAGCCGAUCACUUGACGCUCAAGUCGGAGCUCUCGGAGCGGGUCUUCAACACGACGCUCAAGUUUGACAUUGCGCAGCGCCACAUGAAGGAGAUUUUAGACCGCGACUUUAACAACCUCAAGCAGGAAAUCCGCAUCAUCGAGAAGGCGGACUUUGACAAGGUGCUCGCCGAGAUCAUGCAGGUCGAGAAGAAGUUUAUGCUGCACAAGCAACAAAGCGACACGAUUCUCAACAAACUCACGCUCGCCAACGAGACGCUCGAGCGCCGCAUCUUCCAAUACGCGGUGCGCUUUGGCGCUGCGAUCACGGUCGUGCUCGCCUUUCUCGGAACGUACUUUGAAAAGUCAUAA
Messenger RNA from Saprolegnia diclina VS20, 531 nucleotides. RefSeq lists its product as hypothetical. The record is from RefSeq and is a predicted model, not a curated record. The transcript is spliced from 6 exons. The coding region runs from base 1 to 531 and encodes 176 amino acids. Lineage: Eukaryota; Oomycota; Saprolegniomycetes; Saprolegniales; Saprolegniaceae.